This is a messenger RNA of Chelonia mydas (Green sea turtle), 1750 nucleotides long. Its product is annotated as perforin-1-like. Lineage: Eukaryota; Metazoa; Chordata; Testudines; Cheloniidae. Gene Ontology annotation, biological process: immune response. Gene Ontology annotation, cellular component: membrane attack complex. The transcript has 2 exons. The coding region runs from base 49 to 1629 and encodes 526 amino acids. The record is from RefSeq and is a predicted model, not a curated record.
UCAGAGUCCAAAAGCCGCUCCCAGGUGCGGGGCACCAUCGCACCAGCCAUGGCGACAUCCGGUGCCUUCAUCCCUCUGCUGCUGCUCUUCCUUCUCCCUGGAGUCUCCCCCGACUGCUACAUGGGCACAGCUGAGGAGUGCGAUGAGAUCAUGGACUUCGUGCCCGCGCACAGGUUGGUGGGGGAGGGCAUCGACGUGACCACGCUGGAGUGGACGGGGGCCAAUGUGGUGGACACCAGCCUGUGGCGCCACCCAAAUGGCACCUGCACCCUAUGCGAGAACCAGUGGCAGAAGCAGAGGCUGCCGCUGGCCGUGGUGGACUGGAGGGUCCACAUCUCAUGCAGCCAGGAGCUCAGCAGCUCAGUGGAAGAGUCAGCCAUGGACGUGAGCCAGGCACUGGCGUUGGAUGUGAACAAUGACUGGAUGUCAGCGCUGCAGCUGCGAAAGGAGUCCCGUGGCCCGGCCUUGGGGGGGUCCAAAUCCCAGCUCACCAGCUACGCUUACCAGAAGGAGCUGCAGGACAAGUACAUGUUCGUGCGCCACGAGAUACCCUGUGUGUAUUACAGGCUGAGUCUCGCUCAAGACCCCCCACUGAUGCCCCGGUUCUUCCGGACCCUGAGAAGUCUCCCACCCGGCUACAACUCAUCCAUAUACUGGCCCUUCCUGGCCAACUAUGGUACCCACUAUGUGAGGCAGGCGCAUCUGGGGGGGCGUGUGCGUCAGCUGACAGCCGUCCAGACCUGCUGGGCAGUGCUGGAUGGGCUGACAGCUGCUGACAUCAAGAUGAACCUGGACUCACAGUUCUUGCAAGACCUGGGCUUGAGACCGCUCUCCUCCAGCGCCCAGUCCAGCAACAAGAACAGCCAGGGCAGGGGGAGCUCCCAGCCGCCCUACAUGGAGAAGCGCAUCCAGGUGACGGGUGGCAACAGCUACUCCAAGCAGCUCCUCUCCACCAACCAAGACGCCAGCUCCUUCUCAACCUGGAUGGAGAGCCUCAGAGCCAGACCCGACCUGGUCUCCUACUCUCUGAUGCCCAUCCACACCCUGGUGAGACCGGGCGACCCCAGGCGGGAGGCGCUGAAGCAGGCAGUGAAGGAGUACGUGUCUGAGCGGGGGCACAAGAAGAGUUGCCCUCGUAGCUGCCCAAAAGGGGGCCAGGCCGACACCUUGGACCCCUGCAAAUGCUACUGCUCCGGCAACCCCCUCACCAACUCCAUGUGCUGUUCACUUAAGCGGGGCAUGGCCCGGCUGAAGGUCCAUGUGCUGCGGGGCACAGACCUGUGGGGAGACGACACGUCCGGCACCGAUGCCUAUGUCAAGGUCCUCUUCCAAGGACAGAUCAUGGAGACAGGCUACACUAGUGGCGAUGACAACCCCAUAUGGUCAGAAGACCUGGACUUUGGGCCAUUGAUGCUUCCGGUGAAGCCCCAACUGACAAUGGAGGUGUGGGACUCGGACCCAUGGUACGACGACCUGCUGGGCUCCUGCAACAUCCACCUCAAGGUCGGCAGGAGCACCGCGCUCACCUGUAACCUUGAAUACGGCUCCGUGUUCUAUUUCUACACGCUGGAGUGUGGGCCCAACCUGGGGGGCAACAACUGCCAUGAGUACGUGCCUGUGACAGGCUGAAGGGAGAGAACCCAGGAGUCCUGGCUCCCAGCCCCCUGCUCUAUCCCACUAGCCCCUACCUCCUUUCCCGAGCAUUACCAAGUCUCAAAAGAAAAUAAAGCGGCUACACCUUUCCAAACUC